Messenger RNA from Zea mays, 1915 nucleotides. RefSeq lists its product as uncharacterized. Lineage: Eukaryota; Viridiplantae; Streptophyta; Magnoliopsida; Poales; Poaceae. The transcript has 6 exons. The record is from RefSeq and is a predicted model, not a curated record. The coding region runs from base 315 to 1760 and encodes 481 amino acids.
UCCCGCCAGCGUAGCGCUGCACGACCAAAGGCAAGUGGGCGGCAGACUGCCUUCACUCUCACUCCCGCCCGUGUCCCUCGCCCUGUCCGCGCUGCGGUGCGCCCUCCCUGCGCCGCUGUUAAUGGAAACGGCGCGGCGUUUCCUUCCCACCACCUCCUCCUCCUCCUCCUGCACGGCCUCUUCUUCGCUACGAUUCGCCGCUUCUCCGCUCUUCUUCUCCUUCCCCUGCAGAUAAAGCGGCUGGUUGCCCUGGAAGCCUUGCGGUGGAGACGGUCUCGGUCUCGGAUCCAGGGGAGACACGCGGAUUUGCUGCCAUGGUGAGGUGGGGCGAGAUGGUGGAGGAGGAAGAGGACGACGAGUACGCUAAGCUGGUCAGGAGGAUGAAUCCACCGAGAGUGGUCAUCGACAACGACUCGUGUGGCAACGCAACUGUCAUCCGGGUUGAUAGGGUCAAUAAGCAUGGCAUUUUACUGGAAGCAGUUCAGGUCCUUGUCGAUCUCAACCUCGUCAUCACCAAGGCUUACAUUUCUUCAGACGGCAACUGGUUCAUGCAUGUGUUCAAUGUGACCGAUCAGGACGGGAGUAAGCUUCAUAACAGGGAGGUCAUUGACCAUAUUCAGAAAGUAAGCAUGCUAUAUUUAUUGCUAAUCUCCGAUGUUUCUACAAGACGCCUUACACAGUUACACCUUGUGGCCUUUCAACAACAGUGCCUGGAAUCAGACGGCUACCUUGUUCCUCCGGCGAACGGUUAUGCGCUGCCGGAAGACCAGUUCACCUCCAUUGAGCUGACGGGCGCGGACCGCCCGGGCCUCCUCUCAGAGGUGUGCGCCGUGCUCGCCACCCUGAGCUGCAACAUCGUGAAGGCCGAGGUGUGGACGCACGACGGGCGCACCGCCGCCGUGAUCCAGGUCACCGACGAGGCCACCGGGCGCGCCGUCCACGACGCGGGCCGGCUGUCCAGGGUGCAGGAGCUUCUCCGCGACGUGAUGCGGGGCGACGGCACGUGCAACCGCGGCGGCACGGGAAUUUCCGCGGAGAGGCGCCUGCAUACGCUGAUGCUGGACAGCGUCGGCGGCGGCGGUGCCGAGGAGGCUGGUGGCGGCCGUGACGAGAGCGGUGGAUGUGGCGUGGCGAGGCCCAAGGUCGUGGUGAUGGACUGCGCGGAGAGGCGGUACACGGUGGUGAUCCUGCGGUGCAGGGACCGGCCGAAGCUGCUGUUCGACACGCUGUGCGCGCUCGCCGACCUGCAGUACGUCGUGUUCCACGGCACGGUCGACGCCGAGGGAGCCAGCAAGGACAAGGAGGCCUACCAAGAGUACUACAUCCGGCACGUCGACGGCCACCCGGUGCGCUCCGACGCCGAGCGGGCCCGCCUCGUCCGGUGCCUAGAGGCCGCCGUCGAGAGGCGCGCGUCCAACGGGCUGGAGCUAGAGGUGUGGACGGAGGACAGGGUGGGGCUGCUGUCGGAGAUCACGCGCGUGUUCCGGGAGAACAGCCUCUCCAUCAUCCGGGCGGCGAUCACGACCAGGGACGGCAAGGCCGAGGACACGUUCUACGUGUCGGACGCGUACGGCAACCCCGUCGACGGCAGGACCAUGGACGCGGUGGGGGAGCAGCUCGGGCACGCCGUGCUGAGGGUGAAGCGCGGCGGCCACGACGCGCCCGUCAAGCACGAGGCCGAGGGCGGCGCGGUGUCCGUCCUUGGCAGCCUGCUCAAGAGCUCGUUCCAGGGCCUGAGACUCAUCAGAUCCUACUCGUAAACCGUAAUCGAAGAACAUAAUAAAGCCCUGGGCCUUGUACAUAUAUAAAAUCUCACGUAGGUUAGGAAAUAGUGAAGCAGCAUUGUAAAUAUCAUAUCAGUCGCAUGGUAAAUAUCAUACCGUUACAAGUGCAUAAAUCUCAUUACAUUACAGCA